Messenger RNA from Fibroporia radiculosa, 1044 nucleotides. RefSeq lists its product as uncharacterized. Lineage: Eukaryota; Fungi; Basidiomycota; Agaricomycetes; Polyporales; Fibroporiaceae. The record is from RefSeq and is a predicted model, not a curated record. Gene Ontology annotation, molecular function: beta-phosphoglucomutase activity; sugar-phosphatase activity. The transcript has 3 exons. Bases 1 to 1044 code for a protein of 347 amino acids.
AUGUCCCCCAGCCAAACUUCGUUCUACGCCGAUGCCGUCCUAUUUGACAUGGACGGUACGCUCACCGACUCCAUCGCAGCAGUCGAGGCCGCCUGGGGCAAGGUCGCCAAGGAUAUCGGGCAGGACCCAGCCUACGUGAUCGCUGCCACUCACGGAAAGCGCGCCGUCGACAACCUCGCUCAGUUCAAGCCCCACAUCAAGGCGCACGAAAUGGAUGACGAGGUCCAGGCCUUUGAAGAGUCUAUCCUCUACUUCGCCGAUGCGUUCCACAAACACGGCCCUGGCUCCCGCCAGAAUUCGCCUCUCGACUCGCCCUCGACGUCCGACGCACCCACUCCCGCCCUCACCCCGUCCGGAUCCGUGCCAUCCUCGCGCACCUCAUCCCGAGCGUCGUCGUUCGCCGGUGGCCUCGGCAAUCUCACCUCAUUCCGCAGACGCCCUUCUUUCCUGAGCCGUGUCAGCAGUAUGCUCAUGAUGUCCGGCGUAGACCGCGCACGCAUCGUAGACUCGACCGUCGAGGAAGACGAGGAGAGCGCCGUCGACGUGAGCAAGGAGGACAAGCUGCACGUCCUUGAGGCCUGGCAACGGGAGGCGAUCGCCGUCGACCGCUCCGUCCGCAUCCUCCCCGGCGUGAAAAAGAUGAUUUCGUCCAUCCCUGAGGGACACUACGCCGUUGCGACGUCUGGCGCAAAAACAUACGCAUACGGCUGCAUGACCCGUGUCGGCAUCACCCCGCCGCCCGUUACGAUCACCGCGGACGACAAGCGCCUCAAGGCCGGCAAGCCCGCACCCGACCCGUUCCUGCUCGCAGCCAAGUGCCUCGGGUUCGACGCGACGAAGUGCGUCGUCUUUGAGGACUCGCCGUCCGGCAUCCGCGCAGGUGUCGCGUCGGGCGCAACGGUCAUCGCGGUGUGCACGUCGCACGAGCGCGAAAAGAUCGCGGACUGCGGCGCGCACUUUAUCGUGGAGAACAUGGAGAAGGUGCGCUGCGAGCCCGUUCAGAUCGCUGGCGAGACGAAGCUCCGGUUCUCAAUCCUCGCGUGA